AUGGACUCGACUCCGGCUGCCGAAGUCCACCCACCUGGCGCAACUUCCGUCACCGAGAAGAGCCACCCGCCUGCCGAGCCAACAACAACAUCCACUUCACCUGCCAUCGAGAAACCUGUGAUCCAAGAACCAGCUACCGAAGAAAAGUCCGCGACCACCGCUGAUCCGUCUGCAACAAUUGCGCAAGUAGCGAGCACGCCGGCGUCAGCUCCGCCCAAGCCGGAGGACGAAGACGAUACGGUGACGAAGGUCCUCAGGUUUCUCUCUACCGCGACGCCAGAAACCCUCGGCGCCAUCGCAGUCGGCCUGGCCGCUUCGACUUACUUCGUCCUUGGAAAGGUUGGACUUGUGCUUAUCGGCGCAUUUGGCGGCGUUGUAACCUUCAUUGCAUAUGAAGCCCGCCAUCCAGAGGUCGGCCGGGCCGUCCGGGGCGAGAAGGGUAUCGAUGUGCUCGAGCGCCUGUCCAUCACCAGGAUCGCCGAACCGCCCAAAAACGACGAUGAGGAGGAGGACAGACUGAUCCAUGGCUUCGACGAUUUCCAGCCAGAGACGCGCGAGGCGCUGACUGGCCUGGUAGACGCCAUCAUCCGCGACUACGUCAAGUGGUGGUACUCACCUAUCCUUCCCUCCGACCGCUCGUUCCCGUUAUCCUGCCGGAAGCUCCUCAACUCCUUCCUCCUCUCCGUCUCGAACCACCUUUACCGCAAGCGACCCGCCGACUCGUUCCUCGACUUCAUGACCAACGCUUCGUCCAUGUUCAUCGUAUUUCUGUCCGAGCUGUCUUCCGCCUUUACCGAACAAAGUAACGAACCCGGCGCGUCCGCUCCCGAGGUCAUCUCCAAGUAUCUCGAGGAGAACCCGAACUCGAGCCUGGCCAACCUCAUCAGCCACCCGCAACAAGCCGCCAAGUUCCGCAAUGUUGCAGAUGACCUCCUCGGAUACCUCGACCGCACAGCUUACAAUUGCGACCCUGCACGGGUCUUUCUGCGAGAAAUCUUGGCGGGCGUGAUACUGGAGAUGACUCUGCAGUCAUGCUCCAAGCCGGAGUGGAUCAACGGCUGGAUCGUCUACCUACUGGAAGCGGGCGAGCCCGACUUCAGUCAAGCGAUCGACGUUGGAAUGCAGACUGGCCCCGACGCCGCUGCGAAGGAAACGAAUGCUGCCGCCAACAACGCCUUCGUCGACAUUGACGGAAACCUCGGCAACAUCGCUUUGACCAAAGGAAACCGAAGCUCCCUCGAUAUGGAGAGAGCACGUCGCAAGGAGUCUUCGUCUCACAAGAAGCAGCUUAGCAUGGCAGAUGAAGAGAUGGAGGCUAUUGAGGAGAUGAAGCGCAUGAAUGCAUUGAUUGCAGAGGAGGAGUCUAAGAGACAGUCCCGCCAGAGCAUCGGCGCGACGCCCGAGACUGUUGUGCAGAUUCCGGGUGGCAAGAUCGUCCAUUCGCCGGGAGAAUUGUCACCAAGGUCUGAGAAGCCAUCCACACAUGCGUCGAAUGGCUCGAACGGGUCCAACAAGGACGGCAGUCUGCACUCGCCCAUCACCCCCAAAUCCAGCGUGGAGCCGACCAGCCGAAACCACUCGCCCAAGCAUGCCGCCAGCAGCAGCACGGCGUCCCAAUCUCAAUUCCUGAGUUUCGACCAGAUCGUACCUCCCGGCAAAGAGGAUCCGGACUCGUCGGAUGAAGGCCCUCGCAAACCGCCCUUGACACUGCACAACGCCAACAUCAUCCUCCACGACGACGCCCCUAACGACAGCAGUCGGAUUCGGAGCAAGCCCACUUGGGACUAUCUGGUUCAGAUUGAGCCAGCUUCGCAUCACUACUCGGGCUGGAUGAUUGUCAGGCGCUACGCUGACUUUGAGACUCUGCAUGAGAUCAUCAGAAGAAUCGCUACAAUUACAGGCGCAACGGCAUUUACAGAACAGCAUGCGGAGCUUCCUAACUGGAAAUCCCAUACCAGAGCCUCACUGCGUGGAGAGUUAGAGCGCUAUGUAAAAGACGCUUGCUGGUACCAAUCUCUUGCUGAGAGCGAGGGUAUGAAGCGCUUCUUGGAGAAGGAGAAUGGACUUGGGCACGGUCACAGCAACUCAAAGUCUGGUUUGGCCUGGGAUACUGUUGGCAAGAAUAUGUUGGACGUCCUGACCAUGGGCCCCAAGGGUGUCGCAGAGGGAGGCAAGGCUGUCUUUGGUGGCGUGACUGGUGUGUUCAGCAACAUUGGUCUUGGCGCGAGAAAGAAUACUGCAUCCUCUUUGUCAGACAUUCAGACGAGCCAGAUUCAGACAAACAACCGAUGGUCAACAGGCACGCCGCCCAGGAUGGACAGCACCACCAGUCUGAACGCAGCCCUGGCAUCACCCGUUGGAAGCGGACCUAGGAAGCCCAGAGACAGUCUUGACAGCCAAAGAUCCUCAAUUGUGUCAACACAACCUGGCAAGGUCGCCCCUAUGGAGAGGAGGCCCAGCUUCGACCCCAGAGGCGAUUCUGAGGCAGACAGCCUGAAGCCUCGGUCCGACCGUUGGGAGAGGAAUACGCCGAGCGCCACGGGUAGUCGCGAACAUAGUAGAGCUUCUAGCCUGGCACCUCUGCAAUCUCCUCCUCUGCGAUCGCCAUCUUCGACAAGCCUGGAUGUCAUGCACAUUCAGCACCUGCCUCCGCCGCCCGAUGAGAUGCCUGAAGAUUGGGAGUCACCUACUCAGGGCGACAUGCAGUCCAAGAUGAACGAGGCUACCCAACCUCGCAAUAGCACUGGGGCUGCUUCACCUGGCUCGCAGACCAAGAAGGAGUCCAAGCCCGCCAGGCAGCACUCUCCCUUGUCAGAGCAGGAAGCAAACGUGGCUGUAGAGCUGGUCUUCGCCAUUAUUAAUGAGAUGUACACGCUUUCAUCCGCGUGGAACAUUCGCAGAACGCUCUUGGCGGCUGCGAAGUCGUUCCUACUACGGCCCGGAAACCCAUCCCUGCUUUCCAUCCAGAAGAUGAUGCAGGAGUCGGUCAUCGACGCCAACACGAACGACACUGGACUCGGCUACCACCUGCGCAAGCUGCGGGAGAACACGAUGCCGACGGACGAAGAGCGGGCGGCAUGGCCCGCCGAAAUGACGGAUGAAGAGAAGGAUAAGCUGCGCGUCAAGGCGCGCAACCUGUUGAUUAAACGCGGUGUUCCGGCUGCUUUGACUGGCGUUAUGGGACAGGCGGCCACGACGGACGCCCUGGGGCGCAUCUUCGACAGCCUCCAGAUUGAGGAGGUGGCGCGCGGCCUGAUGUUUGGCAUGAUGCAUCAGGCCGUCAGAGUCGUGACCCAUUAA
Colletotrichum karsti is the source of this 3300-nucleotide messenger RNA. Its product is annotated as 5-oxoprolinase. NCBI's taxonomy places the organism in Eukaryota, Fungi, Ascomycota, Sordariomycetes, Glomerellales, Glomerellaceae. The record is from RefSeq and is a predicted model, not a curated record. Gene Ontology annotation, cellular component: intracellular membrane-bounded organelle. The transcript has a single exon. The coding region runs from base 1 to 3300 and encodes 1099 amino acids. Gene Ontology annotation, molecular function: phosphatidylinositol binding.